Messenger RNA from Frankliniella occidentalis (western flower thrips), 4564 nucleotides. It is a transcript of the gene Hsf, whose product is annotated as heat shock factor protein. Gene Ontology annotation, molecular function: DNA-binding transcription factor activity; sequence-specific DNA binding. The record is from RefSeq and is a predicted model, not a curated record. The transcript has 14 exons. Gene Ontology annotation, biological process: regulation of DNA-templated transcription. The coding region runs from base 110 to 2329 and encodes 739 amino acids. NCBI's taxonomy places the organism in Eukaryota, Metazoa, Arthropoda, Insecta, Thysanoptera, Thripidae.
GCCAGUGCGCACCUUUUCCGCGCAUGUCUCGCCAUGAUAUUGUGAAGUGAUGAAUUCAACCGUCUGUGCUGAAAAUAUUUGAUAUUUCGUGUGAAACCUUAACUACGACAUGCAUUCGUUAUCAGAAUUCGGGGCGAAUGUCCCUGCUUUCCUGGCUAAGUUGUGGAAACUAGUGGACGACCCAGAAACGAAUGAAUUGAUAAGUUGGACGGAGGAGGGCACAAGCUUUUACAUCAGAGACCAGGCCCAGUUUGCGAGGAGGCUUCUCCCUAUGUACUACAAGCACAACAAUAUGGCCAGCUUCAUUCGACAGCUAAAUAUGUAUGGUUUUCACAAAAUUGUUUCUGCUGAUGCUGGAAGUCUGCGCCUUGACAAAGAUGAAAUGGAAUUUGCUCACCAAUGUUUCUUAAGAGGUCACCCCUAUCUUCUAGAGCAUAUUAAAAGAAAAGUUGGCAAGUCUCAAAUACUUACUGGGAAGCUGGAUGAUGGAAAAGACACCACUAAUGGAGGAGUUGUUGUAAAAGCAGAGUAUAUGAACAAAAUAUUAUCUGAAGUUAAAAGUAUGCGAGGGAGGCAAGAUUCAGUUGAGAACCGCCUCACAGCAAUGAAGCAAGAGAAUGAGGCUUUGUGGAGAGAGUUGUCCUUACUAAGACAAAAACACCUUAAGCAACAAACUAUUGUAAAUAAGCUCAUCCAAUUUUUAGUAACUUUAGUACAGCCAUCUCAAAGGUUAAACAAGAGAAGAUAUCCUUUGAUGAUCAACAAUGUAGCUCAUCCUAGUGGAAAAUCAAAUAACAAGGACCCUAAUGAUCUUCAGAGGGAGUUAGUUGUAUCAUUACGUGACUCCCUACAUGCCUCUCAGAUUAUGUCGCGGUCCUCAUCAGGACCAACCAUUCAUGAGCUGGAUGAUUCAAUAUUACCGGAUGCCGAAUCAAUAUUGCCUGAGAUUGAUUCUGAUUCCUCUAAUACCAUUACCCUCCAUGUGCCUGGUUCUGAGUUGGCAGAAGUAAUUGAUGCUGGCUUGGAACCUGAAAUCUUGAGUCCUGAUUCAGAAGUUCUGGACCGUCUUCAAGAGCAGACUACAAGUCUUCAUGUGCCCCUGUUGGAGGUAAAUUCUAUUGGGGAAGAGAUGUCAGAGAAAGGUCUUAAAACAACUUCACCUAGUCCUGAAUUACUUCUUGCUGUGCCUCCCACUGAACUGAACCCUUCAAUUGUAGUACCAGGACUUCAUACUGGCAAGGGCAAGCCAACAAUACAAGUUGCUGUUCAAACAGCACCACAAAAGACACUUUCCAGGUCUGCACCAACAAGAUCUGUGUCUACUAGGAGAAGUGUGGCAAAUUCUAGCAAAGUAUUGUCAGGUGGUAGUAAAGCUGGGUCUUAUCAAGACAUGAAGAAUACAGUUGAUGACUCUCAGCCAGCAAUAAAGAAAGAGCCAAGAGUUAUUCCUCCUCGUGGUAGAAAGAGGAAGCAAGGCAACAAGAACUCUGCAUUGGCGUCCCGGAACGAUACUCCAAAAAUUCAGAAUGAACCUGUUGACAUUCUUGCUGAUUUGGGACUUGUUACUGAUUCAACAAACACCAUCAUGUCAGGGUCACCCAACAUUAUCACUGAUGGAUCAAAUGGCUCGAUAUGCGGAUCAGUUGCAUCACCUGUCAAUCAGCUUGUUGCCUUCCCGGAGUCUCCUAUUCCAGUAGCUCACUCACCUGUAUCCUCAUCACCUUCUCAUUGCAGUAUGAUGCAGUCAGUUUCCAUGUCACCUUUAUCAGCUGGUCCUACCAUUACCGAUGUCACUAGUCCGUUGAUUGCACAGUUCCCCUCCAAUACUGCAGCAGAACAGGUAUCUCCACAGCCAUCUCCCGUCAGAAAUCUGUCAUCUCCGUAUGAUAUGACCCUAGCCUGUACGUCACAGGAGGGAACAUCACCAACACCAUCCUUCAAGUCAUCUUUUAAUAGGUGUGACAUCAAUGGAAAAGAUGACCUUGAUCAUCAUGUUGGGGCAAUGGAUGCGGACCUUGGGACGCUGAAAGAUUUUCUAAACAGCAGUGGAAUUCAACUUGAUGCCAACACAUUACUUGGGCUUUUUAACCCUGACGAGUCAAUGAUGCCAGAAGGAGACGGAUCUAGUUUCACCUCUAAAAUGGACGCGUCCGGGAAUGAGCUCAUGUAUUACCAGCCAGACUUUAUGGAUCUAGAAGAAAUCUGGAAUGGUGACAAUGGACGAUCAACACCACCUUCAUCUCCUAUUUUACCAGAAGUAAACACUCCUAUUGUAUUGCCAACAAGUCCAGGAUUUCCAAGUCCUGCUUCUAAGAGACGUAGAAAUUAGACUCCUUCCACCACUUAAGAAGAGGUACUUUGAUAAUUCAUAAUUUGCUUAACAUUUAAUAUUGAUAUUGUUCUGUAAAUCUGUCACGUUUAAGUGAAUUCUAUCGAAUUUUUUUGUGGUAGGAUUUUGUUUUAUUGGGUUUUGUGGAAAUGGUUUAUGUGUUGCUGGUCUAGUAUAAAUAUUUUGUUUUUAAGCAAUCUGACAAAGAGAAGUGUUUGGUACCACAACUGCUAUCUCUUGCAUUUUGACAAGUCAAGAUGACCUUACUGCAUUAAGUCUUUUGGAUAGUGAAAAGAUUGGCUGAGUUAUUCACUGAAGGAUAACCUAUACUCAUUUUAUCAAUAUUUUCAUGCUUGUUUUUGGCUACAGGUUUAUCUGGCUCCUGAUGCACUACUACUGCUUUUAUGAGUAUAUGGGUAGAAUUGAGUAGCACUAAAUUACAUCAUAAAUUGUCUGUAGUGUUUAGACUCAUCUAAUUCCAAUACCUCAAGGUGGAUUAAUUUAGAAGGUAAUUGAAUUUUAUAAUUACUAAUUUAGUGGAUUAAUACCUGUGACUGUAUUGGUUUCUGAAGCGUUCAGAAACCACUUGGCUGUGUAUCUUGAUGGUGUAAUUGAUUAAGUGUGAUGGCUCUUUUCCAGGAGCAAAGGUACUUGUCAUGUGUAAAGUGUGUAGUUAAAGCUUUUCUGUUUCUGUUUUUCUUCUCCUUUUAUCCCUCCAGUUUAAAAUAGGUAAGUCCCAGUCAUUCAUUUCCUUUGUGAAUGUUUUCAUUUUGCCUCAUUCAACCAAAGUACAAAGUCAUUGUUAAUUAUUUUUUCUCCCUUUAUUGAGAUGUUUCUCUAAAGGUUCCUAGUUUUGUGUUACUGUGGAGUUCGGAAUCAAUGUGCAUAGGAGUAUGUAUGAGUUGAUUAUGUGAUGAGAACCUACUGUAUUGUUGAUGUAUUUUUGUAUCUAAUCAUUUAUUAUGAUCAAGAGAUGCAUUUUGAGGAAAUUUAGUUUGUGUUUUCUUAAAUCACAUUUUGUUAGUCCAUAAUCUUCAGUGCAUUAUUUGUUUGAACUAGCAAUAUUCAAGAUGUCCCAUUAAUACGUCACACACAUACUGUUGUCAUUUUCACAAAAACUUGUAAUUUCAUUAUUUUAGAGAACACUGUGUUUUCAUGUUUGUGUCAGUCUUUUUCAUUUGUACAGGAGAACUUUAUUUAUUAAGGUGCCAUUUUGUUAGAUAAGAUAUCUGUAUGUUGACUUCAGAUGCUUGCAUUCAUGAAACAUAGGUAUUUUGUUAUGAUGGAGUUUGCCAAUGGGAGAAAACAUUGUCUGUGGUUGGCUGGCAUUUUCAUUUCUGAGGCCUCCAAAAUAUUUCUUGUUGUAUCUAGAGUUACACAUGUGAAUUCAUUUGUUGGGAAUUAGAUAUCUGUAUCUAGACCAUUGACAUUUGUUGGGCUUUGUCAAGGUUGAUGCAAUUCAAUGACAAAAUUCCUUUGAAGGGUUAGUGAACAAGAGGGGAAGAAGAAAAAUUACAGCCUUUCAGUGUUGGGUUUGCAAAGUAAUUGUUUGGCUUAGCAGCCGUACAGGGAAAGGGGUCUAACAAUAAUUUUUAAUUUUGUAUAAUCUCAGGUUUAUUUUAAGUUUCUUAACCCAAGCCAAAAUAUUUUGAUUUAUAUUGUUUUUCUACAUGUCAGAACACACAAAAUUAAUCAUUGAAAGAAAACUGAAGUCUGAUAUUUUUAACUUCCAUGUGUUGAGAGCACUAACGGUUGCCAGGGUAUAAACAGUUUUGGAUGAAGUACCAAAUGUGCUUUUGGUUAGGACACUGCAGUGUGUUGAGCUGAUAUGAUUCUGUUUUAAUUGGUUGUGAAAGAAAUAAUUUUUUUGGAUGGUUCUAAAGUUUUUCUGCUCAUUGGCUUAAUUUUAUUUAUGUACGUUUUCCUCCAAUACUUCUGCAUUAUGCUUUUGUUUUUAGACAUUUUGACAUUUAACUGGAAGCCAAGGCAUUAUGCAACAUGGGACCUGUAUGAAGUGUACUGUACUGAGUUGUUAAAUGUAUUUUGGUAUACUGUUAUGUAAGAUAAUAAUGUGUUUUAAAUCUAGAAGUUGUUUCUGUCCGUAGUACAGUAAUAGCAUAAAUCCCUUCUGUUCUUUGGCUACACGUGUGUAGCUUAUUUGUGGAUUUUUCUCAUGUUAACAAAUUGUUUGGCUUCCUCUGUAAGCUAUAUAACAAAUGGCACCAAACUUCCCCC